GAGAGAGAAAAGACGAGGGCAGGGAAAUAUAGUGAUUUUGAUUUUCCCCCUUUCCCUCUAUUUUUUCGUCCUCCACUCCAUCAUCGCUCCUCGAGCAGUUAGAUGUCAGCCGGCGACAAUGGUUUCCGAUCAGGAACUUGCCAGUUGCGUGGAAUCUCUGUUCCGGCAAGGCGGCCCUGCCGUCGUUACGUCCAUUAACGGGGUGGUCCGCCAGUUGGAGGCCAGGUUCGGAAUCGAUCUCUCCCACAAAAUCUCAUUCAUCCAUGACCAGAUUGAUAUGCUCCUUAGCCCCCGUUUCCCCAAACUAUCUUCCACUUCUUCCACUGGAAGCCACCAUUUCUCCCAGAUCCCUACCGCAUCUCCAUCGGCCCACCUUCCUAGCCCUUCGCAUGAUCCUUCAACAAGCUUCACGGCUCAGAUGUCACAAGUAAUGGCGGGGGGCGCCGCCAAGGGGGAUCACAUUAAUCCCCACCAGUAUCUGCAGCCUCCAGUUGCAACGCCUGCACCUUCUGCUCCUCGGAUCUCUGCCCCGGCUACUAAAGAGAGUGUCCCUGCUGCUCCUAAAAGACGAGGCGGUCCAGGCGGUUUAAGUAAAAUUUGUGGAGUUUCACCUGAACUGCAGGUCAUUGUUGGUGAGCCAAAGAUGGCAAGGACAGAGAUUGUGAAGAAACUUUGGUCUUAUAUCCGGAAAUAUAAUCUCCAAGAUCCUAACAAUAAGAGGAAGAUAAUAUGCAAUGACGAAUUACGUCUGCUUUUUGAAACGGAUUCUACAGACAUGUUCAAGAUGAACAAAUUGUUGGCUAAGCACAUAAUUCCACUUGAACCUGCAAAGGAACCGAAUUCAGAUUCUAAGAGAUUAAAGCAAUGCAACAAGGAAGUCGAUGUUUCACUGGAAACUCAAGCUAGUCAAUAUCUUGUGGUUAUCUCUGAUACUUUGGCUGAUUUUUUUGGCAUGGGAGAAAGGGAGAUACUUCAGUCUGAGGCAUUGAAGCGUGUUUGGGAUUACAUAAAGGCAAAACGCCUAGAGGACUCCAUGAAUAACAUGAUACUGUGCGACACUAAGCUUCAGCAACUGUUUGGAUGUGAAAGCCUAUUUGCUUCAGAUGUCUCUGAGAUGUUGGCACGGCAUUUGUUCAAACAAUCCUAACAAUUAUGCGAUUAACUGAUGUGAAGUUUCAGUGGGUAUCUAGGCAGUCUAACAGUAUAGGAGAUACUGAUGACAAACUGAACCAGGUGCUUGUUUUUUUUUUCUUGAUUUUUUUGUAGUUUUAUGUUGUAUUUUAAUCAUGUUAAGUUUAAAAAGAUGAUUAUGGUUAACUUAUAAAAUCAACUUUUAGUCUUUUUGAAGAGGAGCUGUGUGAAUAGGAGCAACCUUGUUUCUCUUUCACUCUUGGGUUUAUAAAUCUUAUCAUAUGAUGCUUUUGAGUUGGGGUGA
This is a messenger RNA of Phalaenopsis equestris, 1435 nucleotides long. RefSeq lists its product as uncharacterized. NCBI's taxonomy places the organism in Eukaryota, Viridiplantae, Streptophyta, Magnoliopsida, Asparagales, Orchidaceae. The record is from RefSeq and is a predicted model, not a curated record. Bases 119 to 1147 code for a protein of 342 amino acids. The transcript has 6 exons. Gene Ontology annotation, cellular component: nucleus.